Messenger RNA from Drosophila navojoa, 689 nucleotides. RefSeq lists its product as uncharacterized. NCBI's taxonomy places the organism in Eukaryota, Metazoa, Arthropoda, Insecta, Diptera, Drosophilidae. The record is from RefSeq and is a predicted model, not a curated record.
CCAGUCAUCUCAUAGUCAUUUCACAGCCGUCGUGUCGAGAUGAAAGUUGCAGUUUUGAUUGUAUUGGUUGCCCUGGUGGGCAGCACCGUUGCCCUCUCCCUUUCACGUGCCGGUCCGCCAGCCAAGAAAAGGCCAGCUGACUCCAACAAGAAGGUCGAUCAACAGGUUGAUGCUCUUGAUCAGAAUGAGAAGUCCCAACAUAUCGAGCUGGAAUUGAAGCAAGAUCAGCCCAAGCCUCAGCACAUCGAUGUGGAAGUCAAGCACGAUCAGCCCAAGAAGCAGCAUGUUGAGGUAGAGAUCAAGCAGGAUCAGCCCAAGAAGCAGCAUGUUGAGGUGGAGAUCAAACACGAUCAGCCCAAGAAGCAACAUGUUGAGGUUGAGAUCAAGCAGGAGCAGAACAAGCCCCAACAUGUUGAGUUUGAGAUCAAUCAGCAGGAGCUGCAGGAAGCAGAACAUGUCAAAUAUGAGAUCAAGCAGCAGCAGAGGCCACAGCAUGUGGAGUUUGAGAUCAAGCAGCAGCCGCAUUUACUGGAGGCACCACAUGUCCAAUAUGAGAUCAAGCAGCAGCAGCAGCAGCAGAAGCCACAGCACCUUGAGUUUGAGAUCAAGCCGCAACACGAAUCGCAGUACAUUGAAUUGGAACUGGCUUAAGCUAUCUCUGAAUGGUAUCAAAUAUACGAUUAAAGACA